Messenger RNA from Kwoniella shivajii, 1782 nucleotides. RefSeq lists its product as uncharacterized. Gene Ontology annotation, biological process: TRAMP-dependent tRNA surveillance pathway; nuclear polyadenylation-dependent rRNA catabolic process; nuclear polyadenylation-dependent snRNA catabolic process. Bases 1 to 1782 code for a protein of 593 amino acids. The transcript has 14 exons. Gene Ontology annotation, cellular component: TRAMP complex. The record is from RefSeq and is a predicted model, not a curated record. NCBI's taxonomy places the organism in Eukaryota, Fungi, Basidiomycota, Tremellomycetes, Tremellales, Cryptococcaceae. Gene Ontology annotation, molecular function: RNA binding; zinc ion binding.
AUGACUGAAUACUCUCGAAACAGUCAUGGUCAAAUCGAUCGAGGCGAUUAUCAACCUCCUUCUCGAAUCAAAAGGGAUGAUAGCUACGGUCGAGACCCUCGAAGUGAAUACAAAGCGGGAGGGUAUCCAGACGACAGUUCUCUUCGUGGCGAACAUCAGUCUCGAGCUCAAGGGGAAGUACCUCAACACUCCUCUCAUACAGAUGAAGAACACCAUUCCCUUGAUGAAGUCGAUCCUGAAAGUGAAGAAGAGCUUCUGCUAAAGAUAGCUCGUCUUGAAUUGGCAGCGAAAAGAGCAGCUAAAGAAAGAUCUGCUCGAGCUCUAAGCGUCGGUAUGGGUCGACCUCCUCGAGCUUCGCCAGCAACCGAAAUUGAGCCAACCAACGGUCGCGAAAAUGACAACCACAAAUUCUACCAAGGUCAGCGCCUUUCCAGCAAUGUUUUCUCUCCGGGUUACGGUUUUCGAGCCCCAGCACCUGGGUCUGACGCUCUUCCUCCUCCAGAGGAGCUGGUCGGCCCAAGUGGUGCAUUCCACAGGGUCUAUCCAGCGCCAAGUCCCAUCUGUGCACCCAUCAACGCCGAUGAUGGAUGGGUAGAGCCUGAAUCUCCACACAUCGGUCUAUCAGUAAACCGCCAUCAACCUCAUCAAUCCAGACCUAUAUCACCUCCGCCCAGUUCUCCAGACGAAAUCAGAGAUCCACCACCUCAUCUUGCUAAGAGGGGAAAUCAUGAUCAUAAGCCGUCCAGUGACCCUUAUGUCCCCUGGCAAGGAGGCGUAGAGUACGCCAGUCCUCCCGCCGAAGAAGAGCCUGGUGUUUCCCCUCCUUCUGCAGGUCCGUAUGUCGGCUUCUCGGGUGGCGUUCGAUAUCAGGAUGAGGCACUCAACCAGCCGAAUAAACCGAUGCCCAUUGAUGAACUACUGCAGUGUUUCGAUCGAUUUAAAGGUAGAGCUUCUCGUGAUGAGUCAGCCUUCUCUGUCCGAGGCAAUCUCGAUCGUCCAGGACGACAACAAGACCCUGGUUGGUCCGACCGCUCUCCUCCCCAAGGCACUAGACAAGGAUGGGGCGAGAGGUCCCAUCGACCGGCAGACGAUCUGUUUGCUCCAACAUCCGCAGACGAUGGUUGGGGUAGCCCAUCUGAUAAUGGCAACCGCAACACCAGCUCGUGGAACAGUGCCCCAACAAAGUGCUACAAUUGCGGUGAAGAGGGACACAUGGCUCGUGAAUGUACUGAAGAGAGACGAAGCGGUGGUGGGGGAGGAGGCAAUUGCUAUAACUGUGAUAAGCCUGGUCAUCAAUCUCGUGACUGUCCGGAUCCCCGAAAGCCCGGAACAUUCAGAGGUGAAUGUAAUAAAUGUGGGGAACGAGGUCAUAUGGCUCAUGAAUGUACCGGCACUUCUCAAUCUCAAGGUUUUGAGAGAUCAAAAGAUUACGGUAAUAACUACAAUAGCCACAACAGAAACAAUGACAACUGGGAUGAAGGAAAAGAUACCAACAAAAGUGGCCCACAAACUGAUGGAUGGAGCGGCAAUACUCCUUCAACUCGACCGGCGCCAGCUAUUCACCCUAGCAGAAUGGGUUUAGUUGAUGCACGAUCCGCCAAAAGACAAUUUUCGUCUGAAGCUCCCCAAGGGUUCGAAUCUGCUCCCUGUGAUGGUAGACCAAGGGACAAUGGAUGGAAUGGGAAACAGGAAAUCGCACCUCCACCUCCUUCGUCUGCUCGACACGCAAUCCCUGCGCAAGAGAUUUCUGCUUGCGAUGCCGGCGAUAGCGGUGGAUGGUAG